This is a messenger RNA of Phanerochaete carnosa HHB-10118-sp, 4350 nucleotides long. RefSeq lists its product as uncharacterized. The record is from RefSeq and is a predicted model, not a curated record. Bases 34 to 1848 code for a protein of 604 amino acids. Lineage: Eukaryota; Fungi; Basidiomycota; Agaricomycetes; Polyporales; Phanerochaetaceae. The transcript is spliced from 17 exons.
GUCCACCGUCUUUACACCCACACAUCAAGUGCAAUGGCGGACCGAGCGACGAGGCCAGACGCACCGCGCAAGCGUAGCUGGAUUGGCAAAUACAAGGAGAAGGACUCGUCCGGAAGCACAGCUCUUCCUACUCCGCAAGAGGGCCGUGAGCUAUCUUACGAUCACCCCCUGUCGAUCGCGGACUCGUCCACCCACACACCCUCCACCGGAGGCCUGCCUUUCAAGCGGUCCAACUCAGCCGUUUCGCUCGACUCCUCGUCCGCUUCAAGGCCGGUCACACCUACUAGCACUAGUUCCAGACGUUGGUCCAGUUCGACGUCCUUGCUAACCAAGGAGGAGCUUAACCAACAGGCAUCCCAAAUUGUCCUCAACUCCUUCGAGCGCACUGGCUCCCGCCCGCAGUCCAAGAACGGUGCCGACGGCGCUCGCAACACCAGCUCCUUUGGCAAGAUGUCUCUCGCCUCUAUGAUGGGUAGCUUUUCGCUCUCGCGCAACAGGGAGGAGAAGGAACGCGGUCGCACGACCAUGAAGGACAAAGGCAAGGAGAAUGCGCGCGCCCGCUCUUCCUCCUUCGCGGGCCGCAACGACGACGAGGUCGACUCCGCGAUGCAGCGUACACGCAGUCAGUCGCCGUUUCGGCUCCGGCGCACCCGCACGCGGGACUCCUCACCCACUGUCGAGGCCCUGACACAGUCCGACGUCGAGUCCGACGUGGAGGUAGACCGCAUCCGACCACGCAACAGUGCCUUCUCGGUUGGACAGCCGGACGACGACUCCCCACCUGAGAGCGACGAUGACGAUGAAUCGGACGAUGAGUCCUGGACUGACGGCGAUCAGUUCGACCCCGUCACCGAGAAGAACACCGAGCACAACGCCCUCGUGCCUGCCGACCGUGUCGAGAACGAUGCCGUCGAUAUUCCCGAUCCCCUUGGCGAAGGUGUCAACGUCAUUAUCCCACCUGAACCGUACUUCCCCUCUACGCUGAACACCGGCAGUCGCAAUCCGCGCCGUCGUAAGUCCACCCGACCUCAGGACGUGCUCCCACUUGUCACCUCUCGCCCACUGUUCCAGAGGGACCGAUGCACCAUCACGGUCACGCACGGCAACCCGGAGAAAGUCCUCGAGGAGUCUGGGAGACGCCCCAAGCGAUAUGUUCUCGCCAGCGAUCUGAGUGACGAGAGUAGAUAUGCACUGGAGUGGGGGAUUGGAACGGUUCUCAGGGAUGGCGAUGAGAUGCUCAUCGUCACCGUUAUAGAAAACGAAGACAAAGUCGAUCCCUUGAUCCCCAAUCCAAACGAUCGUAUGACCAAGCUACGUUCUCAGCAAGAGCGGCAGGGCAUGGCGUACAUUCUUGUACGUCAGGCGACUAGCUUGUUGCAACGAACACACUUGAACGUCAUGAUCUCGUGCCAAGCAUGGCAUGCAAAGAACGCUCGCCACAUGCUUCUCGACAUCGUCGAUUACGUCGAGCCCGUAAUGCUCAUAGUCGGUUCUCGCGGUCUUGGUAAUCUGAAGGGUAUUCUUCUCGGGUCCACAUCGCAUUAUCUUAUCCAGAAAUGUUCGGUGCCAGUGAUGGUCGCCCGUCGCAGGCUUAAGCGUCCACCACGUCGCUCUGCGCAUCUCGCUACCCACCGUGCGCGUGUCUCGCUCGUCGAAGCCGCUGGUGUCGACCGCGUUGCGACCAAGGUCGACCAGGAUGUCGCCACGAUGCGAGAGCAGGUUGAGCGUGACGAACGCGACCACCGUGAGCAUCACUCAGAGCCAGCCGAGAUGGACGACGAGGCGUAUACUGAGAUGGAGGCCGAGGGCAGCGGUACUGUUCCUCUCGGUCGCAAGGUGGCCGGCUAAACGACGUUGGUAGUGGGUGUAAGCAAAUGCUGGGCAGAUUGUGUAGAUAAUAUAUCAAGAAGCAGUAAUGUAAAGGCGAUGUUGUAUCUUAGUUUUGUGAUGUGCUAGAUGCAUCGGAAUCGGAGGCCGUCUGUGAGCUUGAAGUGGGCGGUUCGGCAUCCUGACUGGGGCUUAUAUGAUCCACCGUCGGGUCAGGUGUUGAACUCCCUGUCACGAAGUCCGCGAAGGCUUUCCUCGGUGGCUCAUAGUGACUACCCUCGCGCCUCUUGUCUGUCCCUUCGAUAGCGACCCUGAGCGUUGCAAGGACGUCCGCCACGGGAACGGGCUUCUUCUGGGUAGAGGCAAUGACAUGUGCCUUCUUUGUAUCAUCAGCAGGAGGGUCACUCGUACGAGGGACGUCCGCGUAGAAUGUCUCCGUAGACGGCUCCCAUAUGACCAUGGGCUCGUUCGCGUAGCGCUUCUUUUCACUAUCGGUCUGCUCCUUUCCUCUCUGCGCAAGCUUCCGGAGAGCAAGAAUCGACGGCCUCGGUUUGCGGAAACGCUCCGGGGUGAAGGCGCUCCGCGCCGCCUGCGAGACGCCACCAAAAUCCGUUGCCUCCCAGACUUCCGCCAUCUGUUCGAUGGAGACACCAUUCGGGAGAUCGAAGACCGCACGCUGCUUCUCGAGAGCGGCCUGCUGACGGGUGCGGAUGGCCUGGAUGCUAUCGCCCGACUGCAUGAUCUGGUAGUGUACGAACCAAGGCUUUUGAUGGACACGGCCUACCACCCUGUCGCCAGAAACACACUUGUCGUCGAGGAAGUGUCUUAAUUUUACCGUUAGCUGGACGAUAGGCUUUUGCUCAGGGUCGCCUUCCCAAUCCAGGGGCUCAGCCCAUACAUAGAGGCCGCCUGCGUCCGGGUCCGCCUCCCAUAUACACGCGAUGUGCUGUUCAGGGAAAUGAUGCGUAAUUUCCUCUGUAAUGACCUCGAGGAGCUUGACACAUUUCUCGAAGACGUAAGGACCGGCCAGCUUAUUCCCGAAGAGCCGCUCGUCCAUCUCCUCUAACGGUACGUACUGGAACCCGAAGAUGCGCGCAGUAUUGUGAUAGGCAACGAGGACACCAUCCAUGUUUCCAAUACGCGCUUGGAAGCUAUACUUGAGAAAGGCGGAGCGUAUGAGAUCGUAGUAUUCCCGCUCGAAGCUCUCGAGUGUGCCGUGCGUCUGGCGGAUUAGAUAGCCAGAGUUCUCCUCGUAGUUGAGUAGGUCCAGACGAAUUGGCAAGCUCGCCCGGGUCUUGAUGUCGAAGAUACCGGUACCAGGUAGUCGAGGAUCCUGACAGUCUAGCUGAGACCGCAUGACAUAACUGCCAACCUUCGCAUACCGGCAGGUCUCUCUUCUUUGAUCAACAGGCUGUGUAAGUGGAGGAGAUGAACGCAACAAUCUUUUAAAGGCAGGUUCAGGUAGUGUCAGGAAUUUUUCCAGCAUCGUUCCCAUCCAUGUCAAAACGUUCUUGUCGGAUGUGGGGUCGUAGGAGUAUGAGUCCGUGGAAUAAAUGCCGUUGCGAUACCACAACACAAUCGAAGUAGGGAAUCUCUGCGCAGGAGUAAAUGUCCUCGGCUCGUGGAAGAACGGUCGACUCAGCACUGAAGUGUCGACUUCCUUCGCGUUCGAGAGAGCAAAAUAGAUUUGGCUCAGCAUGCCCGUUAAUGAAGACGUUGAGCCAGCGAAUUUGGCUCCAUUGGCCUUAGCGAGUUUGAAGAGAUCCUCAUCCUUCGAGCUCUUGAUAAAACCUGAAACUCGGCUGAAAUCGAAAUCUUGCACCCUAGGAAUGUUCUCCAGCCAUGGUGUGUAAUUGAAGACCCUUGACCGAGGGUCUUGCAACCAGUUGACACCGGGAUUGAAGAGUGCGCGAUCAAGGUUGUGAGCCAAGCGAGGUAUUGGACGUUGCUCUGUUGGAGGAUCCAGAUCAUAAAGAUGGAACGUGCCUUCCGUAGGGUCUAUGAUGCCAUCCACGGAUCGAAUUACGUUUAAUACUCCAAACGAGGGUGUCAAGUCAUCGGUUUCCGACGCAGAAUAGCGCGGUGAGAGCUUGUCUUCGCCCCAGCCCUCUGUCCAAAAUUUCCCGCCCCGCAUUUUCUGCGUAACUGGUGAUCCCACGACCGCUUGGACAUUCACUUUCUCUUUGGUCUUCCCCGUCUCUCUGACAGCCUUCUUGGCACUCGUCCGAGCUGUUCUCCUCGCCUUCUUCAGCCCCUCCUUUCUUUCUCUCCUUCUAUCAAGCAUCGUUGCCUUGCUCCCUUCAAUCCCUGGCAUCGCUAUGCUGCCGUGUCGUUUCUUCAGCUUCACUAUCUGUUUGUGUACGUUGACACGAAGCUGAUCGAGUAGCCGAUCUGUCAAGGGUUUCUCCUUUCUCAAGAUAUGGAGUGCAGUCUCUUCCACUCGGCCCGCAAAAUUUUUGUCAUAUGGUGAAACAGUGAGAGUUGGCGGCGGAGAGGAUGUCGAUACCUGAUGAACGUCGGUGC